Triticum turgidum subsp. durum (durum wheat) is the source of this 1170-nucleotide messenger RNA. Lineage: Eukaryota; Viridiplantae; Streptophyta; Magnoliopsida; Poales; Poaceae. The record is from the annotation of a GenBank genome assembly.
AUGGCAUCUGGAACUGAUGAGAAAGCCAAGAUGGAGAGUUUGACAUCGCCUGCAGCCUUUGUAGAGGGUGGGGUCCAGGAUGCAUGUGAUGAUGCAUGUAGCAUUUGUCUUGAGGCUUUCUGUGAGAGUGAUCCUUCCACAUUGACAGGUUGCAAACAUGAGUUCCAUCUCCAAUGCAUUCUUGAAUGGUGUCAAAGAAGUUCUCAGUGCCCUAUGUGCUGGCAGCCUGUCAGUAUGAAGGAUCCUACCAGUCAAGAGCUUCUGGAGGCAGUAGAGCGGGAGAGGAAUAUAAGAACCAAUCAAACUCGAAAUACGACUAUAUUUCAUCAUUCUGCUCUUGGUGAUUUCGAAGUGCAGCAUUUACCUGUUGUUGCUAAUGAUGCUGAAAUUGAAGAGCGUAUACUGCAACACCUAGCUGCUGCUGCAGCAAUGGGAAGGUCACACCAACAUGGUAGAAGAGAGGGGCAGAGGAACCGAUCUGGCUCUCAUGGCAGCCCACAGUUCUUGGUUUUCUCUGCACAUCCAAAUACUCCUGCUGGCUCUGUUUCAUCAUCUUCUGCUCAGGGUGAAGGUGCUGACGACUUGAGGAUUCUUGUUCCCAGAGUUGGUGACUUACCACCACAUGCUAAUCCCAUUGAAGAAGCAGGCAACCAAAGUCCGGGGGUCCUUACCUACGAUGCUGAACAAGAUGCUGUUGUUUCAUCUGGAAAUAGUACCCCCGUAUCCAGUCCUAGGUUUUUCAACAGGAGACAUUCCUCUGGACAAUCAACUCCAGUAGGUAAUGACAGGGCUGGGCCAUCAGAUGUUCAGUCUUUCUCAGAUUCUCUAAAGUUGCGCUUAAAUGCUGUCUCCUCGAAGUACAAAGAAUCUAUUACAAAAAGUACUCGAGGGUGGAAGGAGAGGCUUUUUUCACGUAACUCAUCUGUGUCUGAUCUUGGUUCUGAAGUGAGACGCGAAGUUAAUAAUGGAAUUGCAUCUGUAUCGAGGAUGAUGGAGCGUUUGGAAACUAGAGGAAGUGGUAGACCAAGCUAUAGCCCAACAACAUCUACUUCUGAAGUUUGUCUCACUACAGAACCAAGCAAUGAGAGGGUUACUGAAAGUAACUCUAAUACUACUACGAGUACUAGCAACACUUCUACCCCUUGUGUGACCAUGUCUGGUUCAAAUUAG